This is a messenger RNA of Hyaena hyaena (striped hyena), 1067 nucleotides long. Its product is annotated as T-cell surface glycoprotein CD1a-like. The record is from RefSeq and is a predicted model, not a curated record. Gene Ontology annotation, biological process: immune response; antigen processing and presentation, endogenous lipid antigen via MHC class Ib; positive regulation of T cell mediated cytotoxicity. NCBI's taxonomy places the organism in Eukaryota, Metazoa, Chordata, Mammalia, Carnivora, Hyaenidae. Bases 87 to 1067 code for a protein of 326 amino acids. Gene Ontology annotation, cellular component: external side of plasma membrane. The transcript is spliced from 5 exons. Gene Ontology annotation, molecular function: exogenous lipid antigen binding; lipopeptide binding; endogenous lipid antigen binding.
AGAGAGGAGCCGUGUGUGGGGAGGUUUGUUAGAACAGAUGCCAAAGACCCACUUUCUAAAAGAAAGAAAGAACAUCUGCAAAUAAGAUGCUGUUGUUGCAACUGGUGUUGCUCAUGGUUCUUGUCCCAGGUGGUGCCAGUGACGAUGACUUCCAAGAGCCGAUCUCAUUUCGAGUUGUCCUGACAACAUCCUUUUACAACCGUUCCUGGACACAGAAUCAGGGCUCAGCUUGGCUGGACGAGCUGCAGACUCAUGGCUGGAACAGCAAGACUGGUGCUUUCAUUUAUCUGUGGCCUUGGUCCAGGGGCAACUUCAGCAAUGAGGAGCUGGUGGAACAAGAAAAGUCAUUUCAUACAUUCUCCACUAGAUUUCCCUUGAUAUUUCAGGACCGUGUCAGUCAAUGGCAGCUUGAAUAUCCUUUUCAGAUACAACUGGUAGGAGGCUGUGAUUCCCAUUUUGGAGAAUCAUCAGUAGGCUUCAUGAAGAUUGCAUAUCAAGGAUCAGAUCUCAUGAGCUUCCAGAACACAUCAUGGUGGCCAUCUCCAAAGGGAGGAAGGAGGGCUCAGCAGGUCUGCAAACUGUUCAAUCAGUACCAUGUGGUCAACUUAAGGAUACAAACAAAUAUUAAUGACAUCUGCCCCCGUUUCCUCUUGGGUCUUCUUGAUGCAGGGAAGGCAGACCUGCAGCGACAAGUGAGGCCAGAGGCCUGGCUGUCCAGCGGCCCCAGUCCCGGCCCUGGCCGUCUGCUGCUGGUGUGCCACGUCUCCGGCUUCCACCCAAAGCCAGUGUGGGUGAUGUGGAUGCGGGGUGAGCAGGAGCAGCAGCGCACCCAGCAAGAUGACAUCCUGCCCCAGGCCGACGGGACCUGGUAUCUUCAGGUCUCCUUGGAAGUGGCAGCCAGGGAGGCGGCCGGCCUGUCUUGCCGAGUGAGACACAGCAGUCUAGGAGGCCAGGACAUGGUCCUGUACUGGGAGCAGCACCGCCCCGUGGGCUGGGUUUUCAUGGAGAUAAUGGUGCCCCUCGCGCUUCUGGCCGGUCUUGCGUUCUGGUUCUGGAAGCGCUGGUAA